AUGGAAGUGGACAACACCUCCGCUCGCGGUGGGACUGAUGCCACUCGGGAGAAGCAUCCUUCCCUUGAGUUGGCAAACAGCGCCACUAAUGCGAACCCAGAUCUAGUCGACAUGGAGGCGUACAGACGGAAUGUGCCGUUAUGGAAGAGGAUUUGGCAGCAUAGCUUAACCCAGAUGAUGCUCCUCAGUGUCCAGGCCUUUUGCGGGCCAGCUAUGGACGACGCCAUCGCUGGCCUCGGUGGUGGCGGUCUAGCAACACCACAGACAUCCAAUACUGCUACCGCCAUCAGCUACACCAUGCUCGCCAUCGUCUGCGCUUUCGGUGGCCCCUUGGUAAAUAAGCUCGGUGUCAAGUGGUCUCUGGUUAUUGGUGCCGCAACGUUCCCCAUCCGCGGUGCAUCGUACUACGCCAACAGCAAAUAUGGAAACCAAUGGUUCCUCAUUCUCGCCAGUUUCCUCAACGGCACCGGGACUGGGUUUUGCUUGGCAAAGAAUCACGUCAAGGGUGUCGAAGGAGGUGUCACUCCCGACACUUACAUCGCUUUUGUCAUCAUCGAGUGUCUGGCAUUACCCUUCGCGUUCCUCAUCUCUCCACUUGAACGGGUCAUUCCUGUGCUGACAUCUUAUUCUGCAAGUGUGGGCUGUUUUGGACUAGGUUUCAUCCUUGACCUCAAAGGUCUGAGUCAGCGACGGAGGGCUCAGCUUGGUCUUUACACGGUCGUACUUCUCAACAUGGGCGUUUAUGUCUGGUCCAUCAUCAUGCAAACACGUUUCGACAAACACAACCCUGGCGCUAUCGACUGGGACGAGCCGCUCUAUCCCUCAGCCUUUCUGCCCUACUUCUUCGUACAGACUACUGGUCCGCUAUCGCAAUCGUACAUGUACUGGUUAAUAUCAUCAUUUGCAACUGACGCACAAUCCAAUGUCCGCAACGGGGCCGCAUUCCGCUGCGUCGAAGCAGUUGGCCAAGCGGUGUCAUACGGGCUCAACACGAAUGCGAACCUGAGUACUCUCGUUGGAUUUUGCGUCACGUUUGGUCUCAUGGCUGCAGCACUCGGUCCGAUGAUUGUUCUCACCAAUGAUGUACCGGAUCGCAUCCCCGCCGACGUGCUUGCCGAGGAGCAGCAAGCUGCGAUUGAGGGGAAGAAAGUGGAUGAAAAGAUUAACCCUGGAGUAUAA
Molecule: messenger RNA, 1179 nt
Organism: Diaporthe batatas
Lineage: Eukaryota; Fungi; Ascomycota; Sordariomycetes; Diaporthales; Diaporthaceae
Exons: 9
Coding region: 1-1179 (392 amino acids)
Source: RefSeq, a predicted model, not a curated record